AUGCAUUGUGUUCGUGACUGUCCGUUGGCUACUAAGAUUUGGCGUGCAAUUCGGUUUGUGCUUCCAACUAGCUUCUUCGUGCCUGCUGAUUUUGGCUCUUGGAUUGCGAUGUUUCAUGGGUUUGGCCUCACGGCGUUGUUGGCUACUACGUGGGUGGUGUGGAAGCAGCGGUGCAGAUUCUAUUUCGCGGGUGAUUUGCGGGAGGUUCAUCGUGUGGUUCGUGAGGUGCAUUCGUUGUGGGAGGUGAUUAGACACACACAUCCUAGCACGACUAGUGCUCGUCAAGUCAGGCUUGUGCAAUGGCAGUUUCCAAGGGAAGGAUAUGUUGCGUUGAACACUGAUGGUAGCUCGCUGGGGAAUCUCGGUAUGUCGGGGUUUGGGGUGUGGCUCGGGACAGUAAUGAAGUUUGGUUGUUUGGCUUUGCUGGCCACAUUGGUGUGA
This is a messenger RNA of Lotus japonicus, 441 nucleotides long. RefSeq lists its product as uncharacterized. Bases 1 to 441 code for a protein of 146 amino acids. NCBI's taxonomy places the organism in Eukaryota, Viridiplantae, Streptophyta, Magnoliopsida, Fabales, Fabaceae. The transcript has a single exon. The record is from RefSeq and is a predicted model, not a curated record.